ACGCAACACACGUUGACUCUUUGAGAGGAAGCACGUUGAGCUUGGGAUGAACUGGGUCAAGUCGCUGGUGAACAAAGUUCGAGCACCUGGGGAGCAUGCCCGUGGAGGGCCAGGUGGUCGUGGUGGCUCGAGUGGGAGUGACAGGGGCGCGGGCAUGGAACAAGGCGGCGGGAGCGGAAGUGAUGGGCAGGGGGGUGACCUUGGUGGGACGACAGCUUCUUCUCAGAGAUAUACUUCUUCGAGUUGGCCGGCUUCGCCUGCAGAUCUUGCCGCUGUCUUUCCUACCACUUCCCCGGACUCGCCUCAGGCUCGAGCUGCUGCCCUCCUCGCCUCGUCUUCGGCUACCUUUGCUCAGGCUCUGGCUGAUGCUGCUGGAGUGAGUGGCCCUGCGAGGUUUCUCUCACCGCAAGCUGCGCAACUGAGCAAGAUCUCGCUGGAAAACCUCAACGCCCUCCUCAUGCCGCUGUUGGAACUCUUUGCUGAGCUCUAUCUCGACGCUCCGCGCCUCGACGGCGAUCUCAUCGAUCAGCUCACCGUCACCCUCGCCCCGUUGCCGCUCUUUGUGGCUGCUGCUGCGUGCUCACUGCGGAGCUCGCUGGUGGCCGCCGGUCGAGCCGCGUCCUCGCGUGCAGCCGCCGCAUCCGCCACUGCCGCCUUGCUCGUCGCCCGCGACGGCACGUCGUCGCACGGCCCGCUCUUGGUGAGCGUCCUCGAGUUUGUCCUCACCGCUCCGCUGACGCCACUUCCGCUCCUCGCCGACGCUGUUGCCCGCACUGCCCUUCCGACUGCGCUCGCCAAGGCGCUUGUCCUCGCGGUCGGGUGCGAGCAGAGGCUCGGGCCGCCGGCCCGGACUCUCGCCGCCCUCAUCACGGCCUCACACGCCGCCGUCGAGGAUCUCCUCGACUCAGACACCGUUUUUGUGCUCUGCAAGCUCCCGCCGCUCUCACCAUCGCUCCUCCCGCCACUGGCUGCUGUCUUCUCGCCGGCCUUCCUCUCGCUCCCGGCUGCGGCGUCGUACAUUGCCGACAAGGGCUGCUACCGGGUUGCCUUUUCGGCGCUUGUCGACGGCCUGGCCGACCUCUCACCGCAGCUGGUACUCGAUACUCUGCUCGCGCUGCUGGCGCCGCUCUUUGAACCAGACCUCUCUCCGCCUGCCCGCCUGUCACUUCUCCGCGCCUUUGAGUGUGGGCCCGAUGUCUACCUCAUCAAGCUCCUCUCGUACAUGGAGGCCACCGGCUCGCCGACCCAGCUUGAUCAGCUUAUUGGGACUAUUGUCGACUUGCUCUACAUCGAGAGUGGACAGGCAGCCCAGCAGAGUGUGGCUCCGACGCGCUCAGUCUCUGCGCCGGCCGACCGCGGCGCUGCAGACCUCAUGCUCUCGCCCGGCUCGGCAACCAAGGUUGUAACCUACCCGCGCGCAUUCACGCUGCUGGACCUCAUUCUCUCGAUCUUUGCUGUCGAUCCAGGGGCGUACGAAGCGUGCAACGGGCCGAAUGUGCUCUCGUCGUUCCUCAUCCCGCUCCCGUCGUACGCGCCUGUCGUCCAGAACAGGCUCAUCAAGCUCGUCCAGUUUGUGGCGACGUCGAUCAAGCCGCACCCGACACCGGAGCUCACCCGGCUUGCUCAUCUCCUCGCCACCCUCGCGCUCGACGCCCCGGUAGUCGUGCUCAUUACCGCCGUCUUCACUUCGCUCGUCUCGUUCGAUUCGAGCUACCGCGACGAGGCCCGCGAGCUCGGCGUGGUUGAUGCCCUCGUCGCGCUCCUUGAUCCCGCCGCUCAGCCGUGGACUGCGCCCACCGCCGCCAUCGACGCCGUCACCGGUACCCUCGCCUGCCUCCUUGAGUCCAACUACACCAACGUCCGCGCCGUCCGCGCUGCCUCGCUUCCAGCCACGCUCAUGGACCUCCUUGUCCACGACUCGCUGCGGCCAGCAGCGCUCACGCUCCUUGUCCGCAUUGUCGGUGCCGACAAGCGCCAGGAGCAUGCAGACCUUGUCCACUACAUCGAGCUUCUCCAUGUCCACUCCAAGACCUCGCAUGCCAUGACUGUUGACAUGCUCAACGCCAUCACCCUCAUGUUCCGCGCCAACCCGGGUGCCACCGCUACCUUUCGCGACCUCGGCGGCUUCGUCACCCUCGUCUCCAUACUCGUCGCCCUCGAAGGAGUCUUUGCGCCAACCAAAGACACACCGUCGCCUACAGACGCGCCGGCUGUAGACGCCCAUGCGCUCGUCCUCGCCGUCCUCCGCCUCCUCUACCAUGCCGUCGUCUCACAAGAGCAGAACCUCGCCUUUGUCUCGGCCCACAUUGGAUUCAAGCCGCUCGGCCAGAUCCUCCUCAACACCGGCUUCCUCGACUCGACUCUUGCCCCGUACUACGUGUACCUCCUUGUCGCCAUGGCCAUGCCGAGACUGACCUCGAGCGCCAGGCCGUCGCACCCCGUGCCGCUCCCGUUUGGUUCGGACGCGUGGGACGUUCUCCUCGCCCGUCUUCUCGCCGGCGACAGCAUCGCCGGUCUUGCCGCUGACGCUCUCGUCCUCAACGCGCCGCCGCCACCCGGAGGCUACACGCUCCCGCUGGUGUUCUCGGCCAACACCCGGCUCGCGCACCCGGCCUUUGUCCUCCUCGCGCUCAAUCUUGUCUUUCACGGUACCCACCUGGUCGAUAGCCUGCUUCCGCACCUCUCGGCGCUGCUGGAGGCUCUCGCUGCUGCCGCCGUCCACAACGCCGCCUCGCUCGGAUCGGCCUCGCUGCUCUCUGCACUGCUUGCGCACAGCGGUACCUGGCUCGAGUCCGAGCGGCUGCGGCCAGGCAUCCUGCGCCUCAUUCAGGCUGUAGGCCGGGUGGCGCUCGCUCCGUCGGAGCUCCGCGCGCUCCUCAAUCUCUACACCGCCCACGGCGGCUCGGCUGCGGCCACGCUCGAGCUCACCAACACCCUUCUCCUCCUUGCCGAGCCAUACGCCAACGACCCGCCGUUUGUCAACUUUGACUUGCGCCACAAGCCGGGCUUUGCCGGCCUCCACAUGCCGUCACUCGGAUCGCGGUCGUGGCCGCCGGCCACCGGCUACACCUUUGGCACCUGGCUCUACGUCGAGGCGCUUGACGCAUCCCACCUCCUUCGCCUCCUCACCGUUUCCUCCGACGACAAGCGCUCGUACCUCGCGCUCUCGCUCCUCGGGACCACACCGCUGCUCUCGACUUCGGCCGCGGACACCGCCGCCGCAACUUUUGCUGGCGCGGUCAUCAAGUCGCGCCGUUGGUACCACCUUGUGGUCACCCACUCGCGCUCCCGGCUUCACGCCUCGGUCGCAUCGCUCUACAUCGACGGCCUGCUUGCGGGCUCGCACCGCUGCCCCUACCCUGCCUCGGCCGCCUCGCAGGUCUCAGCUCUCAUUGGCACCUCGCCGUCGAUGCGCGGCUCCGCCGAAAGCGCUGCCUUUAAGCUUGGCGCGACGUACAUGAUCGAAGCCGUCGCCUCGCCACGUGACGUCCACCUCUGGUACUGUCUCGGCCCACAGUACUCGGGCACGUUUGAUCCUUCGCUCGAACCAUACCAGUCGUACGCUCCGUUCGACGGGCCGAACCUCGCCACCGCCACCGCCCUCGAUGCGUCUGACUCGAGUUCGGCAGCGUCCGACCCGUCGUCGGCCGCGGCUGCUGCUGCCUCGGCUGUUGCCGCUCUUGCCUCGCUUGCCGCCGCCCGCCUCGCCGCCCCUGCCGCCGCGCUGGCGACUGCCAUCGCCCCAGCAGGCGCCUCACCCGUCGAUCCGUCACCUGCCGGUCGCAGCUUUGCCUUUUUCGAGUGGGCCAGCUACCUCAACUACGCCGCCGCGAGCUUUACCACCCUCACGGGGCCGAACAUUGUCUUUGCUUUUUCUGCCAAGUCGUACUUGGACCUCUCGUCCAAGGUCACUACCCACGCCGGCGCCGACGCACUCGUCGCCUCGUCACACCUGCUCAAUUUGGCUAGCCCGGCCGCCGCCGCGCCGCGCUCGCUCAUCGCGCCGCGCUCGGCUGCCGCACUCGCGCUCGCCACGGAGCCGUUUGCGCCAAGCGGCACCGGUGGCGCAGGCCGAAGCUCGGGCCCGCCGGGCGCCGGCGACCCGCCUGCGCUCCAGGCCGGCACCCCGCUGUACUACGACCUCGAGCGCGCCGCCCUUGCGUCGGCGUCGGCUGUCUCGGGCGACGCGGCCUCGGGCUCCGUCGGCCGGCUGAUGGGCCUCGCCGGCGCGUACACGCCCACCACGCUCGCCACCGCGCUGCAGUCGGUCGGCGGUGUGCCUGUUGUCCUCGAGCUGGUCGCCACGGCAACCACCCGCGACGAGCUGUUUGCCCGCGUCCAGCUCCUCUCGCAGCUCCUCGACGCUGCGCCGCAGAACCUGGCCCAAAUGACCGCGCUCGCCGGCUACGAGAUUCUCGCGCAGGUCAUGGUGGACAAGGUGCGCGACAACCUUGUCGACCACGCCACCCUCAACGCGCUUGUUGCGCUAGUCGGCAAGGACAUUGUCUCGCAGGACCACGGCCUCAUAGCCUCGGUCGCCGCCUUUGACGCGCUCUUUGCCAAUCCGUGCAUGUGGGCGUCGGCGCCGGUUGCGCUCCAGGCGCUCCUCCUCUCACGGCUCUCGUACCUGGUCACCUUUUCGUCGCUUGCCGAGCUCAACCUCUCAGCCUUCCGCGCCUCGGGCGUCCUCAUCCAUGUCCUCGAGUUUAUGCUUGCGCCCGAGACCGCAACGUCGCUGCUGGAGCCUGCGCGUGCGCUGCUGCGCGCGCUGCUCGCAGCCGACCCGCGCGAAGUCGACUUUUCCGAACUUGCCCACUACUUGGUUGCCACGCUCUCGGCCACGGUCGAGACCCAGGGCUGGGUGGGUGCGAGCGAGUCCGCGCGUCCACGCACUGACUCGGGUGGAUCGCGCCCGCGCCGUCGCCGCCGGGCUCGCUCAUUUGGUGCCGCCUCGGCCCGUGCCUUCCACGAGCACGUCCUAGACUCGCCAGGCAUUGCUGCUGGCCUCCGCGUCGCGCCGGUGGUCGGCAACUCAGAAGACAAGGCCUCGCGUCUUGUUUCUAUCCGCAACAUGCUCCUCACCGACGUUCUCGAUGCACUCGCUGGGCCAGCGCGUGGCUCGUCGCCGCAGGCCGCCUCUGUCGCCGCCGAGAUCUUUGCCCGCCGCACCACCCGCCAGUGGGUCCUGUUCUUUCUCGAGCGCAACGUUCACAAGUCGACCGUCCUCCUCGCGCUACGCAUCCUCGGCAGCCUGCUCUUGGGCGAGCACGCCUCGUCGUUUGCGCGGGAAUUUCGCGCCUCUGACGGCUUUGCCGCCCUCGCGCACAUGCUUCCGCACGCGGCCUCGUCGUUCACAGCCUAUUUUCUGCUAUUUGCCAUUCUCCUCGGCCGCCUCGACCUUGUCGUCAAUCCUCCGGAGGGACUUGAUGGUUGCGCCACCGACGAGAAUGGCAUUUUUGCGUCCGGCGCCACGCCGCUCCAGCUGCUUGUCGACGCCUUUGGGGUCGAGGAGGCGACUGUCGUCCACGGCGACAUCGUCCUUGUUCUUCUCGCCAUGCUCAAGGCCCGCUGCGCCGCUGUGCUCGCCGCAGAGGCCUCGGGCGGCUCGGAAUCACAGACACCUGCCGAAGCUGCCGCCUCGUCGUCGUCAGUCGAGGUCACCAUGCUCAAGUUUAUGACCUUCCUGUUCAAGGCCUCGCCCUCGUUCCGCACCUUGGCCUCCAAGGACGACGUCAUCUGUCAGCUCACCGAAGUCCUCUUUCCGCGAGCACACAUUGCGACGUCAGUCGUCGAGACCAGCCUCCUCACGCCUGUGCGUGAGGACUCGAGUCUGGAUGAGGCCGUCGGCAGUUGCGACGGCGGGGAUGACCACGACCACGACCGCGAUGCGGGCUUUGUAGUCAUUCAGCCAGUCGAGAACGCCGAGUCGAGCCCGAGCCGGCGGCCGGCGCUGCCUGUACGGCGCUCGUCGAUCUCGCGGUCGCCAUCGCCGACCUCGCCAAGUGUCUCGGUUGCGGUGCGACGGCAGGGUCUGGCAGCGCCGGGUUCCCCAUCGCCGCGGUCGGUCUCGGACUCGGGCUUCCGGCUUCCGAGUACGCCGGUGACGCCGGCGUCGCCACAAUCGGCGUCGCGGCGCAAGCUGCAGGACUUUUACGGCCUCUCGCCGUCGUCGUCCCCCAGUGCGAGUGCGGGUGCGGUCGAGAGCACAGUCGAGAGCUCAAGCAGCGGCGAGAGUCCGAGUUCGUCGGCACAGUCACAGCUUGUCACUCUCUUCCUGCACCCAGUCUCGAUGCUCGUCUUUGACUUUCUGCGCACGCUUGUCCAAGAAUCGUUCAUCCACUCGAGCACCGGGCCAGAGCUGCUGGAGCGAGUCCUGGAGGCUGUGCCGCCGUAUGUUGGUCGCGACCAUCAUGUACUCUUCCAGUCAAAGCUCCUCUCGGACCUGAUGGAUUAUCUUGCGGCGUCGCUGACGGUCGACAAGCUUGUGGCGUCGCCGAACCUCGCGGCGGCGGCCGAGGCGUUCUACUCACUGCUGGUGGCCAAGGUCUACCGCAAGUCGUUCCCCGGUGGCUCGCGGCUUGUCUUUGACUUUCUUGUCACGCUCAUCACCAAGCUUGGGGUCAGCGCGGCGCCAGCGAGUGCGGCGCUUGUGGCGCCGCUCACAUCUGCGCUCUCGCUCAUUGUCAUCCAUGACGUGUACUGCGCGGCGAACGGGGUCGGACGCGAGCCGCCGCUUGACGUCCUCAACCGACUUCUUCUCUACCAGCAGACAGUCUUUCUCCCGACAAACACGUCGAGCGAAUUCUACGGCUGCCUCUGCUACUGGCUGUACCGGUUCCUCCUCCACGACGACUCGCACUUGCGGCUCUCAGCCAUGAACCUGUGGAAGCUGCUCAUUCUCACCCGGCGUGAGCACGUCGGCCCUUUUCUUGCCAGCUCGCCCGAGGCCGACGUCUACACCGGCGGCUUUGAGCGGCUUGUUCGCGACAAGGACUUUAACGGCUUUUCGUACUGGAUGGCCGAGCACGACAGCGCAGUCAAGGCUGUGUUUGAUGUGACGCUGGCGCCGGUGUGGGAGGCAUUUGAGCGGAUCCAGGUCCGCGGACAGGCCGCGGCACUGCGCAAGGCCAACGCGGCGCGGAGCGCGGCGCAAGAGGCACGGCUGCGGGUCAAGCAGGCCACGUUUGCGGCGAUGAAAAAAGCCGACAUGCGGCGGAUGAACCGGGUCGUCGGCAUCCAGCACGUGCAGGCGGUCCGCCGCCGCAAGCGGCGCCUCGCCAUCGCCGAUCGCACCAAGCAGGUCUCCAUUCUUUGGCGCGAGACCCGCGCAGAGCUCUACCGCCAGCGCGGGCUGUGGGAGGAUGCGCGCGCAACCGCACUGCUCAAAUGGAAACUCGACCGGACAGAGGGCCCGCACCGCAUCCGCCUCAAGAUGACACCGAACCCAGACUUUUAUGCCCGCUUCCCGUUUCUGGGCGAAGGGCAGAACUCGGGCGAUGGUGGCAAGAUCCCGACCUCGCGCGACUCGGCAGCGUGGGCCGAGCUCAUGGACGCCGCCGAGCCGGCGGCUGUGGCGGUUCAGGCUGGUGCAGUCGGCGACGCCGCCGGGAGGGGCCUGGACGCUGUUGACGGUGCCGCCGACGCCGCCGAUGCUCAGAUCGCUCCCAUCGUAUUGCCUGUCACCAGAAGUGGCGAGUUUGCACCGUCGCACGUCGGGGGAUCUGCCAAUGGCAAUGCGGCCGAGCGCGACGACGCGAUUGGCGAGGAGAGCGGCGACGGCUCUGGCGACGACAACGAUGAUGAGGAUGAUGAUGAUGAUGAUGACACUGUGCUUGUCGGUCGCAACGAGGGCAAGUGGCUUGGUGGUGACGAGACGCUCUCGGAGGAGCGGACGGACCGUAAGAUUCUCCGACUGCUUGAGCCUGGCGAGCGGAUGCGGUACAUGUACAACUGCGCGCGAAUUGUGGGGCUCGACACGUGGCCGGCGCUGUUUCUGGUGUGUGAGAGCGCAGUGUAUGUGAUCGACUACUACAUGGUGCUCCCUUCAGGCGACGUGGAGGAUGUGUCUGGGGCGUCUGUGCACGAGGUCGAUCCUGCGCUCGGCCCACUGGCGUUCUCGUCCGAGGCUGCGGAGAAGGAGGGCCACGCGGUGGUGUGGUGGAAGUACGAGGACAUUGCGAAUGUGCUCAAGCGGCGGUACUUGCUGCGUGACAACGCGCUGGAGCUGUUCUCGGUCGACGGGCGGAAUGAUCUGCUUAUGUUUGACAUUGCACAGCGCAACGAGGUUGUAUCCAAGAUCAAGGCCAAGUGCUCGUCGUCGUCUCGGUCGCCGCUCGAGGCGCUUGGUGGCCUGUUUUCGUCGUCUGCCGUCUCAUGGUCGCUGCUAUCCGAGACUGGGCGUCCGCUGCGCGGGAGCGAGGGCGGUGGUAGUUCGCGUCGUGGACUCAAUAAGCUCUUUGCCUCGAGCAGCUCGUCGGUCAAGGCGCGGUGGGUGGAGGGCUCGAUCUCGAACUUUGAGUACCUCAUGCACCUCAACACGCUGGCGGGGCGGAGCUACAACGAUCUCACGCAGUAUCCGGUCUUUCCAUGGAUUCUCUCCGACUAUGUCAGUGAGACGCUCGACUUAUCGGACCCGUCGGUCUAUCGCGAUCUGAGCAAGCCGAUGGGCGCAAUCGGGGCGGAGCGGCGGGCGCAGUUUGAGGAGCGGUAUGCCAUGUGGGAGGACGACAUGGCGCCACCGUUCCACUACGGCACGCACUACUCGUCGGCCGGCACGGUUCUGCACUACCUCAUUCGAAUGGAGCCGUUCACCUCGCAUUUUCUCAAACUGCAGGGCGGUAAGUUUGACCACCCGGACCGGCUGUUUGCCUCGCUCCGUGAGUCAUGGGAGUCGGCGUCGGCGCUCAACAUGUCCGACGUCAAGGAGCUCAUUCCCGAGUUCUUCUACCUCCCGGACUUUCUGGCGAACGUCAACAAGUUUGAGCUCGGGGUGCGGCAGGACGGGGUGGUCAUUUCGGACGUGGAGCUCCCGCCUUGGGCGCACGGCUCUGCGCGCGAGUUUGUGCGGAUCCACCGUGCGGCGCUCGAGUCGGACUACGUCUCUGCGCACCUGCACGAGUGGAUCGAUCUUGUUUUCGGCUACAAGCAGCGCGGAGAGGCGGCGCGCGACGCACUCAACGUCUUCUUCCACCUCACGUACGAAGGCGCAGUCGACAUUGCGGCAAUCGACGACCCGGUGAUUAAGGCGGCGACGAUUGCGCAGAUCAACAACUUUGGGCAGACGCCGCGGCAGCUGUUCAAAAAGCCGCACCCUGCACGCAACAUGGAGCGUGUCCGCGAGGCGAGUCUGCAGAUGACGGUCUUUUCUGCGCCGCACGUCCUCCUGCCGUCGUCCGCACCUGUGCGGCAGCUCGACUCGCUCGUCGGCCUCCUCCGGGUUGUGAACGAUACGCUGCAGGUUGCGCCUGCGCUACACACUCUCAUCCUCCCGCACUGCAACAAGGUACUUGCCUGGGGCUUUCCCGAUCACGCACUGGUGGAAAAGGCGGCUGAGAGCGGCAAGGUGCUGGGGCGAACCGAGGGCAUGCAUCAUGGGCAGCUGACUGCCGUGCUGAUGGACCCGACGGGCUCAACGCUCUACACCGGCGGCGACGACUGCUGCGUGGCGGUGUGGGCGUCGACCAAGCCGCGCAAGGCGCGCGAGUUUACGCUCAUCAAGCGGCUGUCGGGCCACGAGGGCGCCGUGUCGUGCCUUGCACUCUCGCGCUCGUUCUCCAUCUUUGUCUCGGGCUCGAUGGAUGGUACGGCGAUUGUAUGGGACCUCAAUCGGCGGGUGUACGUGGAAGAGCUUGCCGGUCACGGGGCGCCGGUCCGACAGGUUGCCAUCAAUCACCUGUCGGGCGAUAUUGUGAGCAUCACGCUGACGUCGGCCUUUGUGUGGUCGAUCAACGGCGAGCUUCUGGUCCGGGCUGACAUCGGCCUGCGGGCGUCCGAGGCGCUGCUCUCGGUUGCGCUCUCGAUGGGCCCGGUGUGGCGGUCGGACAACGUGGUGGUGACCGGGCACGCCGACGGCUGCAUCAACUUUUGGUCGGUGACCGGCUCCGAGCUUGAGCUCCGCCACUCGGCGUCGGUGCCUGCGCCGGCCGACGUGGGCGAAGCCGAGAGGCUCGCGCGCCUGUGGCGGUCGGUCCACGACACGCAAGGCGUGCUGACCACGCUGGGAUCGGUGGCGCCCGACGCCGUCGGGGUCACCGCACUCGCGCUCGCGCCCGACGACCGCAAGCUCUACUCGGGCGACGUCCUCGGCCGGGUGUUCUCGUGGUCGCUCCCGGAUGGCGGCUCGUCCGACUACUGGGUCAAGGACGAGUCGGUCAAGGCCUGCACGGCGUGCGCGCUGACCUUUACCCUCCUUGAGCGGCGCCAUCACUGUCGCCAGUGCGGGCGCAUCUUUUGCUCGGCCUGCUCAUCGAACAAGGUUCCUCUGCAGGGCAAGCGUGGCAAGCUCGGGCGUGUGUGCGACGGUUGCCAUGCGGCAGGCGCGUGGUCGAGUCCGGCCGCAAGUGCCAGUGAGUGAGUAAAGACUGUGUGUGUGUG
Molecule: messenger RNA, 10593 nt
Organism: Thecamonas trahens ATCC 50062
Lineage: Eukaryota; Apusomonadida; Apusomonadidae
Product: WD repeat and FYVE domain-containing protein 3
Exons: 2
Coding region: 47-10573 (3508 amino acids)
Molecular function (GO): metal ion binding; protein binding
Source: RefSeq, a predicted model, not a curated record